AUGUCUAAUUUCAUCGAGUUAGUCAAGAGAGGUGGUAAUGAAGCCGUCAAAAUUAACAAACCAAUUGGUGUUGAUUUCCAUAUUACUGACAAAGGUUCAGAUUGGUUAUGGUCUGCCUUCUGUAUAUUUUUAUUUUUCUUCAUAAUAAUGGUAUUAUUGAUGUUCAGAAAACCUAUCAAUGAAAGAUUAUUUUACUAUACCGCUUUAGCUCCAACUGGUUUCAUGAUGAUUGCUUACUUCACAAUGGCUUCCAAUUUAGGUUGGACUCCAGUUAAAGCUAAAUAUGAUCAUGUCCAAACAAGUACACAAGCUGAACAUCCUGGUAUGAGACAAGUCUUUUAUGCCAGAUAUGUAGGUUGGUUUUUGGCCUUCCCAUGGCCAAUUAUUCAAGCCUCAAUCUUCGGUAAAACUCCACUAUGGCACAUUGCUUUCAAUGUCUGUUUCACUGAAUUCUACGUCGUUUGCUUCUUAAUUGCUGCACUAGUCCAUUCAACUUACAAAUGGGGUUACUACAGUUUUGGUAUUGCUGCCGGUAUCGUUACCUCUAUCAGUAUCAUGACUACAACCAGAAACUUAGUCAAGAACAAGGGUAAUUCUGAAUUGAUGAACGUUUUCAAAAUUUUCUACGGUAUUAUAAUGUUCUUAUGGCUUGUUUACCCAGUUGCUUUUGGUAUUAGCGAAGGUGGUAAUGUUUUACAACCAGAUUCUGAACACAUUUUCUACGGUAUCUUAGAUGUCUUAUUCUUGUGUGUCAUGCCAUGCUUAUUCGUCGUAUUCGCAUCUUAUAUUGGUAUGGAUCAUAUAGGCUACAAAUUUGAGGCACCUGAAUUGCAACCAAUGGCCCACUCAGUUCCAAAGGCACUUCCACCAAAGCUUGAAAAGAAGACAAAGAAGAAGGGUAAGAAGAGUAAAAAAAGUAAGAAAUAA
Molecule: messenger RNA, 927 nt
Organism: Naumovozyma dairenensis CBS 421
Lineage: Eukaryota; Fungi; Ascomycota; Saccharomycetes; Saccharomycetales; Saccharomycetaceae
Gene: MRH1
Product: Mrh1p
Exons: 1
Coding region: 1-927 (308 amino acids)
Cellular component (GO): plasma membrane; endoplasmic reticulum
Source: RefSeq, a predicted model, not a curated record